Messenger RNA from Nymphalis io (European peacock), 2180 nucleotides. Its product is annotated as estradiol 17-beta-dehydrogenase 11-like. The coding region runs from base 157 to 1152 and encodes 331 amino acids. The record is from RefSeq and is a predicted model, not a curated record. Gene Ontology annotation, cellular component: lipid droplet. The transcript is spliced from 8 exons. NCBI's taxonomy places the organism in Eukaryota, Metazoa, Arthropoda, Insecta, Lepidoptera, Nymphalidae. Gene Ontology annotation, molecular function: oxidoreductase activity, acting on the CH-OH group of donors, NAD or NADP as acceptor.
CAUCGCGAAUCGCCACUUCGCCUGUUGGCCAGUCAUUCGCGGCUUCCGUCGUCAGUUGGACGUGUCGAAAAUAGCGCAGAUUAUAUUUACAAGUUCCCGCCAUUCUAGCGGUUGACAGUUCAGUGGUAAAUUAUUUUCAAUUACCAAGACAUCCAAAUGGCUUCGGUGGAAACGCAUAAAAAUGGCAACGCGCAGAACCUUCUAUCAAAGGCGCCAUGGACUGAUGAGCAAGGCAUCAGUAUGAAGAUCUACCAAGGCGUAAUGCUCACCCUGGAGGUGAUCGUGCUCAUCGUCAAGAUGUACGCGACCUGGUUCUACAGCAUUUACAAGUUUUUCGUGCCCCCCGAACCUAAGAGCGUUAAGGGCGAAAUUAUACUUAUCACAGGUGCCGGCCACGGUAUGGGCCGAGAGAUGGCGCUGAGCUUCGCUAAACUCGGAGGCACCAUCGUGUGCGUGGACAUCAACCCUACAGGCAACCAGGAGACCGUCGAAAUGAUUAAAGAUAGCAAAGGAAAAGCGCAUAGUUAUCUCUGCGACGUAACAAGCCGCACAUCGAUCAACGAAAUGGCGGACAAGAUCCGCAAGGAGGUGGGUGAAGUGUCAAUCCUCAUCAACAACGCAGGGAUAAUGCCCUGCAAGCCAUUGCUUCAGACUGGCGAGAAGGAGAUACGUACUGCCUUCGAAGUCAAUUGUCUGGCGCAUCUUUGGACUCUUCAAGCUUUCCUCCCCGGUAUGAUGGAACGUAACCAUGGGCACAUAGUGGCCAUGUCAUCCAUGGCAGGUGUUAUCGGUCUCCGUAACUUGGUACCCUACUGCGGCACCAAGUUUGCUGUGCGUGGUAUGAUGGAAGCCAUCCAUGAAGAGCUGAGAGAGGACCCGAGGGAUUUUAGUGGAAUCAAACUGACUUGUAUCUGUCCGUAUAUCGUGGACACUGGUCUCUGCAAGAACCCGAAGAUAAAGUUCCCCUCCCUAAUGAAGAUCCUCUCACCUCAAGAGGCUGUUAAGCAUAUAGUAGAUGCCGUUCGAAGAGAAUACCAAGAGAUUACCAUUCCUAGCUCGCUUUAUUAUAUUAAUCAAAUGUUCCGAGUAUUCCCCCGAUCAGUACCUCUACAUAUCAAAGACUUCCUGGACUCCGGACUGGAGGCGCAGUAACAACGCUGCUUACAACACGGUAUGUUUUCGCAAUUCAAAGACUAAGGGUGCAAAGUCUUUUUAGACAACUUAGGAUCAAAAUUUUUUGCCACAAAUAUUAUCUAAGUAAUAUACAACAAUGCAGGAUGUAUAAACAAGGAGCGAUAAAUAUUUUUCUCAUCAAAUACUUCACAGCUCGAAUGAAGAAUGUUUUCGUUUUCUUUAUUAAAAUUGUCUUAAAACUUUGUCUGAAGUUGUUGAAUGGAUUUGUGCUAAAACAUUUCGCCAAAAUAUUCUGUAUGACCAGAUUUUUUUCAAAUCUGUUUUGGUUUUCGUUAACAUUCUGCCUUCAAUGAUUCAAUUAAAUAAAAUCCUUAUUCUUACAAUAUUCAAUAUGAUGAUUAACAAGUUAAAGAGAAAUAUAAUUGCGAUUUUUUCUUAAAAAUAUAUAUGUAUGGGAAGAAAUCUGACUUCAUUUUUCUUGGGUAAGUUAUCCAAAUUAUAUAUGUAUAUUUCUUUACAAUAUUGAACAUUUGAAUAAGGAUAAUAUUAGUGUACAUUAAUUGUUAUUAAUAUUUUUAAAUGGUUGAACGUUGUACAUAAGACUGGUGUAUGAUAAAGUUUUUUUUUAUUAUUUUGUUAAGCUUAAGUAGGAUAUAUAAAAUGGUGAUAGUCAAGAAAUCGUUGAUAAUAUAAUUGAGGUUAAAUUUUAAUAGAAAACAAUACGAGAAGUUAAAUUGAAAAAUUACGACCAAAAAGUUAUUCAUAGCUCAGACUUUAAAUUGCACAAAAAGUAUCAAGAUUUUCAAAUCGUGGUAUAUUUUUUUGAAUCAUUUACUUUUUAAUAUUAUCAACGGUUAUAUAUUUAUACCUAUUUACUUGUAUACAUUUGUCUUGUGCCUGUAUUCCGUUAUACUGAUAAUAUAGAUGAUAUUGUAUACUUCCUACCAGCCAGUGAUAAAUUUGGAACUCUUAAGUGCCAUUUGUCAUUUCCAUUUUAUAGUCGAUAUAUUAUGCAUUUCUAUAUAUUUGCUAAAUUCAGAAUGACU